AUUCAACCCUUCAAAAGGCUUUGCAAUUUCCUUUACCUCUUAGCUUAGCUUUUUGGAUUCAACAUAUACAUAUACAUACAUACAUUUAAGUUUUUUUUUUUUUCUUUUUUAAAUUUUAAAGCUUUCUAAUCAUUUUAUUCUGAUCGCUAAAAAUUUUUCCUUCUCCCGUAUUUUGAUCGUGUUGUCAAUAGAUUAAUUUUUUUUUCACAUUAAUUUCCCUAUGGAAUUUCAAAAUGGUACAAGUAAUGGUCACACUUUAUGUGCCCAAGACCCAUUGAACUGGGUGAUGGCAGCCGAGUCGCUAAAGGGCAGCCACUUCGAGGAGGUGAAGAAGAUGGUAGCGGAGUACCGGAAGCCGGUGGUCCGGCUCGGAGGCGAGACCUUGACCAUAUCACAAGUGGCCGCGAUAGCGACCGGUGUCAACACCGGGGUGAAGGUGGAGUUGGCGGAGGCGGCCCGGGCCGGCGUCAAGGCGAGCAGUGAUUGGGUGAUGGAGAGCAUGAAUAAGGGGACAGAUAGCUAUGGGGUGACAACUGGAUUUGGUGCAACUUCACAUAGAAGGACCAAAGAGGGUGGUGCUCUGCAGAAGGAACUCAUUAGAUUCUUGAAUGCUGGAAUAUAUGGAAAUGGCACUGAAUCAUGCCAUACUCUUCCUCAGUCAGCAGCAAGGGCCUCAAUGCUAGUUAGGGUCAACACCCUCCUCCAAGGCUACUCUGGCAUUCGGUUCGAGAUCCUAGAAGCCCUUACUGAGUUCCUCAACCACAACAUCACCCCAUGCUUGCCCCUCCGUGGCACGAUCACUGCCUCCGGUGACCUUGUCCCACUAUCCUACAUUGCUGGGCUUUUGACGGGGAGGCCCAAUUCCAAGGCAGUUGGGCCCAACGGAGAAACGCUCAAUGCAACCGAGGCCUUCCAGCUAGCUGGCAUCAAGACCGGGUUUUUUGAAUUGCAGCCCAAAGAAGGCCUUGCAUUAGUGAAUGGCACUGCAGUUGGAUCGGCCCUAGCUUCCAUGGUUCUCUAUGAAGCCAACAUCCUUGCCAUACUCUCUGAAGUUUUGUCAGCAAUUUUUGCCGAAGUCAUGCAAGGAAAGCCCGAAUUUACGGACCAUUUGACCCAUAAAUUGAAGCACCACCCUGGCCAAAUUGAGGCAGCAGCUAUUAUGGAACAUAUUUUAGAUGGAAGCUCCUAUGUCAAAGAAGCCCAAAAAUUACAUGACAUUGACCCCCUUCAAAAGCCAAAACAAGACCGGUACGCCCUCCGAACAUCGCCUCAAUGGCUAGGCCCGCAAAUUGAGGUCAUCCGCACAUCGACGAAGAUGAUUGAAAGAGAGAUAAACUCGGUGAACGACAACCCGCUAAUCGAUGUAUCGAGGAACAAGGCCCUACAUGGUGGGAAUUUCCAAGGGACCCCAAUUGGAGUCUCAAUGGACAACACUCGCCUAGCCGUCGCUUCGAUUGGAAAACUCAUGUUUGCCCAAUUUUCCGAGCUUGUCAAUGACUUGUACAACAAUGGGUUGCCUUCAAAUCUCUCCGGUGGUCGAAAUCCUAGCUUGGAUUACGGAUUCAAAGGUGCUGAAAUAGCCAUGGCUGCCUAUUGUUCUGAACUCCAAUUUCUAGCCAAUCCGGUGACCAACCACGUCCAAAGCGCCGAGCAACACAACCAAGAUGUGAACUCCCUAGGCUUGAUCUCUUCAAGAAAAACAGCUGAGGCUAUUGACAUAUUGAAACUCAUGUCAUCCUCAUUUUUAGUAGCUCUAUGCCAAGCCAUAGACUUGAGGCACAUAGAAGAGAACCUAAAGAACACAGUCAAGAACACAGUAAGCCAAGUAGCCAAAAGAGUCCUAACAAUGGGCUUCAAUGGAGAGCUUCACCCAUCCAGAUUCUGCGAAAAAGACUUGCUCAAAGUUGUCGAUAGAGAACACGUUUUCGCAUACAUCGAUGACCCAAUUAGCAGUACCUAUCCAUUGAUGCAGAAGCUGAGGCAAGUCCUUGUGGAGCACGCUCUUUUGAACGGUGAAAGAGAGAAGAAUUCAAGCACUUCAAUCUUCCAAAAGAUAGGUGCAUUUGAGGAAGAACUAAAAGCCCUUUUGCCAAAAGAAGUUGAGAGUGCAAGGCGUGAUGUGGAGAGUGGAAAGGCAGUGGUUGGAAACAGGAUUAAGGAAUGUAGGUCAUACCCAUUGUACAGGUUUGUGAGGGAAGAGUUAGGGACUGGUUUGUUGACCGGUGAGAAAGUCAGGUCGCCGGGGGAGGAGUUUGACAAGGUUUUCACGGCUCUCUGUGGAGGGAAGUUGGUUGAUCCAUUGAUGGAGUGUUUGAAGGAAUGGAAUGGAGCUCCUCUUCCAAUUUGCUAGUUAGUUAAUUAGGAUGUUUUAAUUAAAUUGUUAAUUAAUAUUACCACCAUAUAUAAAUUUGUGUAUGUGAACAUUACAUUUAUGGUUCUUUUCUGUAAGUUGUAAUCUUUUAAAUGUGAUCUCAAACUGUUUAUGAAGAUUGUAUUUUUGUUCUUGAA
Camellia sinensis is the source of this 2508-nucleotide messenger RNA. RefSeq names its product phenylalanine ammonia-lyase G1. The record is from RefSeq and is a predicted model, not a curated record. Gene Ontology annotation, molecular function: ammonia-lyase activity. Gene Ontology annotation, biological process: L-phenylalanine catabolic process. Gene Ontology annotation, cellular component: cytoplasm. NCBI's taxonomy places the organism in Eukaryota, Viridiplantae, Streptophyta, Magnoliopsida, Ericales, Theaceae.